This is a messenger RNA of Brassica oleracea var. oleracea, 750 nucleotides long. RefSeq lists its product as uncharacterized. The transcript is spliced from 3 exons. Bases 334 to 750 code for a protein of 138 amino acids. NCBI's taxonomy places the organism in Eukaryota, Viridiplantae, Streptophyta, Magnoliopsida, Brassicales, Brassicaceae. The record is from RefSeq and is a predicted model, not a curated record.
AGCGCGGUGGAGCUCCAUCGAUCUCGAGCUGUCUCUCAGCCUCUGGACGUUCCAUAUGGCGUAGAACCGGUCAUUGAUGUCUUCCCUGCUCAGAGGCAGAGAAUCAGGUCUCUGAAAGGCAAGGGAGUUGCCUCUGAGAAUGUCUUGGGAAACCUUCCGCUGCCAGAAUGGAACCCUGGUUUCUCCCCAGGGGAAAGGAGUGGAACCAGCGAGGUUCCCCUUCCCAACGACUUUUUUGCCGACCUUCCUCCCGGUUUUACUACUCAUAAGUCGCUAGAGAAAGAGUCGAGGAGGAAAGUAGUCGCCGAAGGCUCCAGCUUAAUCAACGAGGGGAUGAGGGUGUUCAUUGCGGCGUUUGAUGGAAGUUUCCGGGAGUCGCGUAUCUCUCACUUCAAAGCCGAGGAGGCUGAAAGGGAACUCCUUCGGUUUCGGAAGGGGGUCGAAGAACAGAGCCAGAGACAGGCUGAGCUCCAUUCUCGGGCCCUUGUCCGUGCGGAGAGGAGAGGAAAGAGAGCGAUUGUCGCCGAAAUGAAGAGGAGGACUACUUUGUUUGCCAGCGAAUUCGAGAGCUUUAAGGAUGCUCAAAAAUUCGUGGGCGAUUUUCGCGAGUGCCGUGGCUCGGUUUCUACCCUCUACGAGUCGCAGAAAGAGGACUUCUCUUUUCCUGCCGAGGUCGCCGAGAUGUCGGGUCUUAUGAACGGGUGUGCCCAUGCCGAAUCCUUGGGUCGUUUCUCCUACUUCGGCCGUUGA